AUCAUUCUAACCUAUGAUUCUGCACCUAUUUCGAACGAAAUGACGACACCCAUCAAUCCCGAAGCCGACGCGGUUAAGAAAGACUACGAUCUUUCUCAACCUCUAGAUACGAGCUCAGGUCUUCGCCAAGGUCUUACCUCUUAUGGAGACGCAUAUUUUUCCCUGUUCCUCCGCAAAGUAUCUAUUAAAGCACUUGGAUACUCCGAAGAUGCCUUACCUCGGCCUAUCAUUGGUAUCAUCAAUACGAAUUCCGGCUUCAACCCUUGCCAUGGCAACGCACCCCAACUCAUCGAGGCAGCCAAGCGAGGUGUUUAUCUGAAUGGUGGAAUCACCAUUGAAUUUCCGACAAUUAGUUUGCAUGAGGGGUUUUCACACCCCACAAGCAUGUUUCUGCGAACCCUUAUGAGUAUGGACACUGAGGAGAUGAUUAAGGCUCAGCCUGUGGAUGCAUGUAUCAUGAUAGGGGGCUGCGAUAAGACUGUCCCAGCGCAGAUCAUGGGAGGCAUCUCCGCCAAUAAACCCAUCCUUCCGCUUAUAACUGGGCCGAUGAUGCCAGGCAGUAAUCGAGGCAAGCGUAUUGGCGCCUGCACUGAUUGUCGCAACAACUGGGCCUCUUUUCGGGCCGGCACAAUCGACAUGGAGGAGAUUAUGGGUAUAAAUGAAGAACUUGCUCCAACGGGCGCCUCGGCCCCGGCCGUCUCGGCAGCUCGACUCCGAAUUGCAGAGCAGACGGGCGCAAAUGCCGUCGCGGCAGCUAAAGCUCAGAGAACGCCCCAAGCUAUUUUGUCUGCUGAGUCUUUCUAUAAUGCCGCCAUCGUUCUUCAAGCCAUUAGUGGAUCCACCAAUGCUAUGGUGGACCUAAUGGCCGUAGUCAACCGUCAUCCAGAGCUCAAUGGUAAUUUCAAGUGGAAUGUUAUGUCUGCUCAACCGUUUGCGCCCGUUGCUCCACCUCAACCACAAACAAUUACCGGCGAGACUCUAGGAGAAGUCCUCGAUCGCUCUAACUUUCGCGACAUUGAAUACUCGCGCUCCAUCAUUCGAACCCUUUCUGACCCCUUGUAUCCUUGCUCCUCCCUGGCUGUCGUGCGAGGGAAUAUUGCCCCCAACGGGGCGGUGAUCAAGGCCUCUGCCUCUAGAGAGAAGAGUCUUCAUCACCAUCGGGGCAAGGCUAUGGUAUUUGAGAACUCCAAAGACCUUGCUCUUCGCCUCGAUGAUCCCGGCCUGGAAGUAAUCGCCGAUUCAGUUUUGGUACUCAAAGGUAUCGGUCUGAUCGGAAAUCCAGGCAUGCCUGAUGCUGGAAUGAUUCCUAUUCCGCGGAAGCUGGCCAAGCAGGGCGUGACGGAUAUGCUUCGUUUGUCCGAUGGGCGCAUGUCAGGGACUGCAGGAGGCACGAUUCUACUGCACGUUUCUCCUGAAUCAGGUAUCCCUGACUCUCCCUUCGGAGUGGUGCAAAAUAGAGACAAGAUAGAGCUCGAUUUGACUAACCAAAGUCUGGAGCUGCUGAUUAGUGAAGAGGAAUUGCGCCAGGGUAUCACAUUGCAGAAGGAGAGGCUUACAGUAGCAAAUGAAGGAACGGAACCAUCUGUUUGGUUGGAACGAGAGACUUGUCGCGGGUAUAGAGGACUCUAUGAACGAACGGUAAAUCAGUCUCAUGACGGUGCAUAUUUCGACGUGCUGACUGCGACCGGUCCGAAGAAAUGA
Molecule: messenger RNA, 1701 nt
Organism: Penicillium malachiteum
Lineage: Eukaryota; Fungi; Ascomycota; Eurotiomycetes; Eurotiales; Aspergillaceae
Product: dihydroxy-acid and 6-phosphogluconate dehydratase
Exons: 4
Molecular function (GO): hydro-lyase activity
Source: RefSeq, a predicted model, not a curated record